Anthostomella pinea is the source of this 1776-nucleotide messenger RNA. Lineage: Eukaryota; Fungi; Ascomycota; Sordariomycetes; Xylariales; Xylariaceae. The record is from the annotation of a GenBank genome assembly.
AUGACAAAAACGGCAUCGUCACAUGUCGUCGAUGAGAGGAAGACGCCCUCCACUCCGGACAACGUCACCACCGACGCAGACGGAGUUGCACUGGCCAGCAACGGUAACGUGAUAGACGAUGGUUUGCAACGGGGGUUGAAGAACCGACAUCUGGUAAGUCCCGGCACCAAGCAGGAGAGCACGAAAGUCAUGGCUGACUUUUCACUCGCUCAGCAAAUGAUAGCAUUCGGAGGAGUAGUCGGGGCUUCGAUCUGGUACGGCACAGGGUCCGCGAUAGCAUACAGCGGACCUAUUGGAGCUCUCAUCUGCUUCUUCAUCAUCGGCGUCGACGUCUUCUUCGUGAUGCAGAGUCUCGGCGAGAUGGCCACGCUGUUUCCUAUCCAGGGGGCCUUCAUCGAGCUGGCUGGACGGUUCAUUGAUCCUGCUUUGUCUUUCAGUCUUGGCUGGAACUAUUGGCAUAUACUCUCCGCGCGCAGUUUCGUAACGACUAACAAUUGGGCAGUCGCCUUGCUGCCACCAGACCUAUGGGUGACCAACAUCGCGAACGACUACAACAAUAUCUCGCUCAUCAUGGGCCUCUGGACGACCGCCGUGCCGUCGUACGGCUGGAUCCUCAUCUUCUGGGCCGGCUUCCAGUGCACCUCGCUGCUGGGCGUCGUCGUCUACGGCGAGAUGGAGUUCUACCUCGCGUGCUGGAAGCUGCUCUGCGUAGUCGGCGGCUUCCUCGUGGCCAUCCUCGUCAACACGGGCGCCAUAGGCGGCGAGUACAUCGGCUUCCGCUACUGGCGCGACCCGGGCGCCAUCGCGCACGGGAUAUCCGGCUUUGGCAAGACCUUUUUGUUGGCUGCCGUGUACUAUGCCGGCACCGAGAUGCUGGCGUUGACCGCGGCGGAGAGCAAGAAUCCCAAGAGAGAUUUGCCCAAGGCGAUCCGACAGACCUUCUGGCGCAUCCUGGUUAUCUUCCUCGGCCUGGUCUUCUUCGCGGGCAUCAUCGUGCCGUACGACAGCGAGGGCUUACUGGCCGGCUCCAGCAAAUCCGCGCUGUCGCCCUGGACCAUCGCGCUCGUGCAGGCGGGGUGGUCCGGCGCCGGCAACCUCCUCAACGUGGUUAUGAUCACGGCGCAGUUCUCGUCCGUUAAUAGCGCCAUCUACGUCGCGUCGCGCAGCCUCGUCGCGCUCGCCGUCAACGGCCGCGCUCCGCGCCUCUUCGCGCGCACCACCGCCAACGGCGUCCCCGUCGCCGCCAUCGUCUUCUCCAACACGCUCGGCCUGGUCGCGCUGCUCAAUAUCGCGGCCAGCCCGGGGAAGGUAUUUUCAUAUUUAAUCAACAUCUCGGGCGCGGCGACGUUCGUCGCCUGGGCUUUCAUCGACAUCACGCACCUACGAUUACGAAAAGCCUGGGCCGCACAAAACCAUACCCCGGAGGAGCUGCCGUACCGCGCCUUCCUGUUCCCUUACGGAACGUGGUUCGUCGUGUUCAUCAACCUGUUUCUGGUGUUUAUUUCUGGGUAUGAGGUCUUUGUCGGCGGGUUCGCGGCGGUGGAUUUCGUGUUUUCGUAUAUCGUUCUUGUCAUCUUUACGCUGCUGUUUCUGUUUUGGAAGGUCUUCAAGGGGACUAAGUUUGUUGACCUGAUGGAUGCGGAUCUGGUGACGGGCAGACGCGAGGAUUUGGUUCAGGGUGGGGUGCAUGAGUUGGAGGGCGCGGAUGGGCAUGGGCGUGAGAAGGGCGGGAGACCGCCGUGGUGGAUCUUGGUCAAGAGAUUCAUCUUUAGCUGA